AUGGCUUCCUUCAACACCACUUUUGUGCUCAACAUUAGUCCACAAACAACCCCUGGUGGAGAAGGCUUGGCCUUUAUCUUAACUUCAGAUAUCACUCUCCCAGAAAACAGUGAUGGAGAAUGGCUUGGUAUUGUAAAUGCUAGUUCUAAUGGAACUUCACAGGCUGGUAUUCUUGCAGUGGAGUUUGACACAAGAAAAAGUUUCCCAGAAGAUGGCCCUGACAACCAUGUUGGCAUCAACAUAAACAGCAUCAACUCCAUUAACCAGGCCCCAUUAAUAAACACUCGGGUCAAUCUUUCGUCUGGUCAAGAUGUCAAAUUUCUCAUUCAGUACUUCAAUGACACAAUAUCAGUUUUUGGUGCCAUGAAUGGAACUUCAGGAGAAUCUAUGGAGACCCUUUUGGUAUCUCCACCUCUUAACCUAUCUUCCAUUCUUCAACAAGAGGUUUACCUUGGUUUCUCCGCCUCAACAAGUAACUACACGGAGCUGAACUGUGUAAGAUCGUGGGAAUUCAGUGGUGAAGAUAUUGGAGAUAAUCACAAAAGUCUAUUGUGGGUUUAUGUCACUGUUCCAGUUGUGAUUGUUUUUCUUGUCAUAGGUGGGUUGGUGAUCUUUUUCUGGUGCUGGCAAAGGAGUCGCCAAAGGGAGAGUCCAGAAGAUGCCUAUCCAAGGAUAGAGGAUCAGAUUCAAUAUUCCUCCAUGGCUCCAAAGAAGUUUAGGCUAAGGGAAAUAACAAAAGCAACUGGUGGAUUCAGCCCUCAAAACAAGCUUGGAAAAGGUGGGUUUGGAACUGUCUAUAAGGGGCUAUUGGAAAAUAAGGAGGUAGCUGUGAAGAGAAUCUCCAAGAACUCACGCCAAGGGAAGCAAGAGUUUGUGGCAGAAGUGACAACAAUUGGAAGCCUUCACCAUAGAAAUUUGGUGAAACUCACUGGUUGGUGCUACGAGAAUAGAGAGCUCCUCCUUGUGUAUGAGUUCAUGCCUAAUGGCAGCCUGGACAAGUACCUCUGUGGUGACCAAAAUUUUGGUAAUGAUGACGUUGAAGGAGGGUAUUCUUUAAUACUGGAUUUGGAAACAAGGCACCGAGUGAUUCAUGGUGUGGCUCAAGCACUUGACUACCUUCACAAUGGGUGUGAGAAGAGGGUUCUCCACAGAGACAUCAAGGCCAGCAACAUAAUGCUGGACUCAGAUUACAAUGCCAAGUUGGGAGACUUUGGAUUGGCUAGAACAAUUCAGCAAAGAAAUGAAACACACCACUCUACAAAAGAGAUUGCAGGCACACCUGGGUACAUGGCCCCAGAAACCUUUCUCACGGGGAGGGCAACAGUGGAGACAGAUGUGUACGCAUUUGGGGUUCUUGUGUUGGAAGUAGUGUGUGGAAAAAGGCCGGGGAAUGUGUAUGCACAAGAUGACUACAAGAACAGCAUUGUGUAUUGGGUGUGGGAUUUGUAUGGGAAGGGAAAAAUAGUUGGUGCUGUUGAUUCAAGGUUGACAAAGGAGGGGAUUAAGGUUGAAGAAGUGGAAUGCGUUCUUGUUCUUGGCUUGGCUUGUUGCCAUCCAAAUCCACACCAAAGGCCAUCCAUGAGAACUGUUCUUCAGGUUCUGAAUGGGGAAGCACCUCCACCUGAAGUGCCUAAGGAAAGACCAGCUUUUAUGUGGCCUGCUAUGCCUCCAUCCUUCAAAGAAGCUGAAGAUAGCUCCCUCGUCCAGGGAACACUCACUCCAUUCACUGAAAUCACUGGCAGAUGA
Messenger RNA from Sphenostylis stenocarpa, 1746 nucleotides. Lineage: Eukaryota; Viridiplantae; Streptophyta; Magnoliopsida; Fabales; Fabaceae. The record is from the annotation of a GenBank genome assembly.